This is a messenger RNA of Nannospalax galili (Upper Galilee mountains blind mole rat), 1977 nucleotides long. It is a transcript of the gene Ccne1, whose product is annotated as cyclin E1. The transcript has 12 exons. Gene Ontology annotation, cellular component: nucleus; cytoplasm; cyclin E1-CDK2 complex. The coding region runs from base 233 to 1468 and encodes 411 amino acids. Lineage: Eukaryota; Metazoa; Chordata; Mammalia; Rodentia; Spalacidae. Gene Ontology annotation, molecular function: cyclin-dependent protein serine/threonine kinase regulator activity. The record is from RefSeq and is a predicted model, not a curated record. Gene Ontology annotation, biological process: G1/S transition of mitotic cell cycle; regulation of cyclin-dependent protein serine/threonine kinase activity.
UGCCGCGCGCUGGGAUUUUUAAAUGUCCCGCUCGAAGCCGGGCGCAGGAGCAGCCGGCUCGGCCGCCAGCGCGGUGUAGGGGGCAGGCGCGGAUCCCGCCAGCGCCGCGCGCUCGGCCGCCGCCUCCCGCCUCCCGCUUCCCGCCCGCCGCCGGCCUCCUGUCCCGCUCGUGCGCGCCUGCCUACGGCCGACACGACUUCGGGCCUGAGGUGGGAGCCCCAAGCUCUGCACCAUGCCAAGGGAAAGGAAGGAGAGAGAUGGGAAGGACCGGGGCAGCAUGAAAGAAGAAGGUGGCACCGACUUCUCGGCCCGCUCCAGGAAGAGGAAGGCAAAUGUGGCCGUGUUUCUGCAAGAUCCAGAUGAAGAAAUUGCCAAGAUUGACAGGACUGCGAGAGACCAGGAUGGCAGUCAGUCUUGGGAUGAUAAGUCAGCAUCCAUGGACCCCUGCUCUUUCAUCCCCACCCCUGACAAAGAAGAGGGCCCUGAGGUUGGGUACCCCAAGACUAAAUUUGAGCCUCGGAAAUGCAGACCAUCCAGAGCCUCCCCGCUGCCUGUCUUAAACUGGGCAAAUCGAGAUGAGGUGUGGAGGAUCAUGUUAAGCAAGGACAACACUUACUUAAGAGAUGAGCACUUUCUGCAGCGCCACCCUCUCCUGCAGGCGAGGAUGAGAGCAGUUCUCCUGGAUUGGCUGAUGGAGGUGUGUGAAGUCUAUAAACUUCACAGGGAGACGUUCUACCUGGCCCAGGAUUUCUUUGAUCGGUACAUGGCAUCACAAGAGAAUGUCAUCAAAACCCUUUUACAGCUUAUUGGGAUUUCAGCCUUAUUUAUUGCCGCCAAACUUGAGGAAAUCUACCCUCCAAAGUUGCACCAGUUUGCUUAUGUGACGGAUGGCGCUUGCUCAGGAGAUGAAAUUCUUACCAUGGAAUUAAUGAUUAUGAAGGCCCUUAAGUGGCGUUUAAGCCCUCUGACCAUCGUAUCCUGGCUGAACGUUUACGUGCAAGUUGCAUAUGUCAAUGACACGAGUGAAGUGCUGAUGCCGCAGUACCCACAGCAAGUCUUCGUGCAGAUUGCAGAGCUUCUAGAUCUCUGCGUCCUGGAUGUUGGCUGCUUAGAAUUUCCAUAUGGUGUACUGGCUGCUUCUGCCUUGUAUCAUUUCUCGUCAUCUGAAUUGAUGCAAAAGGUUUCAGGGUAUCAGUGGUGUGACAUAGAGAAGUGUGUCAAGUGGAUGGUUCCAUUUGCCAUGGUCAUACGGGAGACAGGAAGUUCCAAGCUCAAGCACUUCAGGGGAGUUGCUAUUGAAGACUCUCACAACAUCCAGACCCACACCAACAGCUUGGAUUUGCUGGACAAAGCCCAAGCGAAGAAAGCCAUAUUGUCUGAACAAAACAGGAUUUCUCCUCCCCCCAGUGGGGUCCUCACCCCCCCGCACAGCAGUCAGAAGCAAAACAGUGAGCAGGAGACAGACUGACCAUGCCUACCCUCACCUCCAAAGACAGUGGUGCAGGAGCACUACCCCGAGCUCUCGAGCUACCUAGGAGGGAUGCUGCCUAGGAGGGGUGUGGGAGCUCCUGCAGGUGCUCCUUGGGAGGGUGCGUCUCUCCUGCAGCUGGCCUACAGAUAGCCUUGGACAGAAGUGCUUUCAUUAAAUGCUAGGUGUUUUAACAAGAGGGUCAAGUACACCAGCCACCUCCAGAACACCACCGAGUGCUCAGACGCUGCUAAGGAGGGUGCUACUUGAUCCAUUGACUCUUCACACACAUGACAAAAGCUUGAAGUUACAGAGGCUACAGUCGCUGCUGGCCUCUGCUCGGGUGUUCUGGGUUGCUGUUCUGUUAUGUGGGAGGGGGUUGUGAGCAAGCAUGGAAUGCAGAGCCCACAGCCAGCGGGCCAGGGCCUGCCCUUCCCACUGUCAGCUGACAGCGUGCCCUGCCUUCCAUGAACUCGUGUUUUGUAAGUGCUGCUAUGUCUCCAUUUUUA